AAGCAAACUUCCUCAUCUUUCCUCGGCAUGCCCCUGAAAAAAAUGAAGAGAGAGAGGGGAAAAUACUUGGUGAGACGACGGGGAGGUUGAUGUAGAGAGAGAAAGUGGAGAGAGAAAGGAAAAAGCUUAGAGAGAGAAAGACGGGGAGAUUGACUUUGAGAGAGAGGCGGAAAAAAGCUCCAUAAAUAGCUUUUAGAGAGGCGUUCUGAACGAGAGAGAGUGCUAACAUAUUUUUCUCUCUUUGUUCUGCAAGAUGCCGAGGGGAACGUUGGAAGUGUUGCUCGUCAGUGCCAAAGGCCUCGAGAGCAAUGAUAUAUUGUCUAACAUGGAUCCUUAUGUUAUCAUCACAUGCCGAACUCAGGAGCAAAAAAGCAGUGUUGCAUCAGGCCAAGGGACUGAACCCAAUUGGAACGAGAACUUUGUGUUCAGUAUCUCCGAUGGUGUUUCUGAACUGAAUAUCAAGAUCAUGGACAAAGAUACCUUCACUUCAGAUGACUUUGUUGGAGAAGCAAGCAUUCCUUUGGAGCCUCUGUUUAUGGAAGGGAGCAUCCCUCCAACAGCUUAUAAUGUUGUAUCCUCGGAUCAAACCUAUUGUGGGGAGAUCAGAGUUGGCCUCACCUUCACUCCUGAGGAGACAAGUUAUGCCGAUCGUGACUUUGAGGCUGAGAACUUCGGCGGAUGGAAGGAAUCUGGUUAAAGGGCCACGGUUUGACUGUUAGAAAUCGAAAAUAACUGUUCAGAAACUUGUCGCAUGCUUUUCCAUGAAUUUCUCAUGUCUUCCCCUUGUCUAUGAAAAAUGAAACAUGAGACAUCAACAACACUUAAUUGCAGCAUUUUGAUACCCUUCCAAUGCAGUCUGGUUCCUUAAUUUUGGAUAGAGUUGGAGAUUUAAUUAUGGGAUUGUAAACAAUGCAAUCAUUUGUCUUUGGUACAAGGAGUUCACUAUUACUUACAA
This is a messenger RNA of Amborella trichopoda, 955 nucleotides long. The record is from RefSeq and is a predicted model, not a curated record. NCBI's taxonomy places the organism in Eukaryota, Viridiplantae, Streptophyta, Magnoliopsida, Amborellales, Amborellaceae.